AUGAAGCUCGGAGAUAAUGCAUCCUCUCCCAGCCUCCGGAACUACAGCUUUUCCACCCAAACCUCCGAUAAGUCUGCGCAUGAUGAGCCGGUCCCAACGAAAGGGCAUACAGGGAAAAAGAGUAGGCUGAAUCUUCUGAAUCCAAUGAGUCUGUUGGCUCGUCGCAGGUCAUCUCAGAAUCAAAAACUCGAGGACCUAAAUCUCACUCUGUCCGUCCCAGCCUUGCCUGAUAAUUUCGACCCAAGCAUUCGAGGCAAGGUGGUCCAUGACUUUUCCGCUCCACGAUCACGCAGGCUCUAUUCCCACAACGAUAUUGGCAAUCUAGACUCCCCGGCCUUGCGCUCUGCAUACGGGCCAGACCCCAAUCGAAACAAUGAUUCACCGGUUUCCCGCUUGGCGCUCAGCGGAACACCAAAUAUUCCACACAGUCCGAUGUUCAAAGAACACUUUCAGGACGAUCGGCCGUCAUUGCAACCCGAUCGGACAGGCUAUCUGCACAAUAUCCACGCAUUCAAUUUGGCCAAUGACCGCCAGGAUGAGAGCAGUGUGCCAGCUUUCGCAAGACGGCUGCCGUCCGCUGUACCGCAAGCAGGUCUGGAUGUCAAAUCUGAGCCACCUGAGGAUGAAAACAAACCGCCACCGCCACCACCGGCGAAGGAGAGCGCACCGUUACCGCCCAUAGGGGAGCCUUCACCACCUCCUCCAACACCCCCGCCGAAGAGCACGCCGUCCCCGAAGUUUGAUAUUCCGCCGGCGGCGGCGCUUCCGAAGCAUAUGACCAGCACUUCCUCCCGCUUCAGCUUUCAAAUCGGUGGAGCAGGCUCAUCGGCGCAGGAGAGAUUGCUCGAGGAGAAACACAAACAACAGGAAGCAAUCAAGAAAACCGUUACCCAAAGCGCAGAUGAGGAGGACGACUAUGGUGACUAUGACUUUGAUGUAGACGAUGGUUUGGAGGAGAUGAUUCCUGGGGUGAACGCGGACUUUGAGGAAGAUGAUGGUUUCGGCAACGACAUUCCGAUAGGAAAUGCGCUUGUGGCUCGUUAUGGUCCUCCCGAAACUGAAGAAUCCGCCGCAUCAGAUGUCAAGACCACGACUCUGCAGCGACAAUCACUACAAGGAUUUCAUUUUACUCCUCAAUCCAUGACAUUCAGCCCGACCAGCACCAACAAUGGCUCACAGCCUACCCCCCGAGACCACGAGGGUUUCGCUAUUGGGAUUGCAGACUCGAGAGAGCCUUCCCAAGACGAUAGUCCAAAGUUCCCGCGUAAAGACAGUAUCAUUGACGUUGAAACGGUUACGAUGUUGGGAGGGCUUGGCAUUACGACGGCGGAAAUACAUGGCAGGCGUACGCAGCAAACCUCUCGUCCUCACGGAGGGGUUUUUGAUGAUGAGGAUCUAUAUUUUGACGAUGGCGAGUUUGACCACGUGGAGUUGGAUCCGUCAGGGACAACAUUUGACGAGCAACUAUUCGACGACGACACAGGCAAGCUUCGUGAUAUCCCAGCCGAGAAUGCUCGAAAAUUUGCGGCUGCCAAACAAGCAGCCGGCCUUGACGCAGGGGUCAAGGUUCUCAAUCCUUGGGAGGACGCCAUCGGACAACUAUCGCUGACAAGCAAUGACCCUCAGAACGGAGUCAAGCAAACGGCUGGAGAAUUUACGAGUGGUCAUCCAAUGAGCCAAGGGAACUUCAUGCAAAGCAGUUCCAUCGCUGGGCUCACUGAAACGAAUCUCGCUGCGUAUCACGACGCUUUGGCAUAUGCAGCCAACCAAGCUGCUGCAAAUGGUAGAUUUGAUCGCAAGGUCAGCUUCAGUCAGAAUUCGGAUGAUACUUCUCAAUCGCCAUUUGAGAGCAGUCAACAUGGCGUUGUCUCCGAAGAUAGCCGUAUCAGCUACAAUUUCAGCUCUGCAAUUGCCGAGGACGACGGAUUCCCAUUUGACGACGACAUGGAUGACGAUCCCAUGAUUGCGGAGGCGAACGCCGAGGUCCUAGAGAAUGAUGACGAAGGCUUCUAUGGCCAAGAGUUUGGAUUUUAUGCCCGCUCCUAUGGUAAAGGCAAUGCAGAGCUCGUGAAUGGCGGCUACUUUGCUGACCGGGGAUCCAAUGGGGUAAAGCGAAGUCACAGCGGGAAGGCCAACUUUCAAGAGCCCAGCCUGACGCCCAUUACCGAACGCAGCGAGUGGAGUACUCGCAACUCGGUGGUGUCACUAGCAAUACCAGGCGGGGUGCCAGCUUCAGCUCAUUCGAUGCCUAGUCCAGGGAUUGCCGAGUUACUGCAACAACUUGACUCCCCUGGAUACGACGAUGAUAUGAGCUUCAGUGGUUUGAUGAAGCUCCGGGGAAGAACAUUUGGAGGCAGUUCAUCCAGCAUCGGCAGUUCAGCCGCAGGAAACCCGGCUAGCUCACCACUUGCCCACGUUUCCAACCAUCCAUUUCCUCACUCGGACCUUAACGUGAGCCGCAUGUCGUCCUCGAUUCACGGUCGAUCGUCGCCAGCUGGAAUCCCCGAGUCGGAGGAAGAGGACGAAGAUUCGGAAAGACCUACCCUGACACAGAAUACACCGCGCAAGAAGAUGACUGAACCGGUGGUGGUAACGUCGCAGGAGGAACUACCCGCAUCUCCAGGGUCUGCUGGGGGUGAACGACGAAAAGGUCAUCACAGCCGGACUAGCAGUGGCGCGGAAAGUGUGAGCUACGCGCGUGACACGGACGGCGGAUGGGUUUUGGAAAGGAGGAGAACUGAUGAAGGGAGCGGAACUGAAGUUAUUGACCGUGAAUAUCUAGCUGGAGCUCGGAUCUGA
This is a messenger RNA of Cladophialophora psammophila CBS 110553, 2799 nucleotides long. RefSeq lists its product as uncharacterized. The record is from RefSeq and is a predicted model, not a curated record. The coding region runs from base 1 to 2799 and encodes 932 amino acids. The transcript has a single exon. Lineage: Eukaryota; Fungi; Ascomycota; Eurotiomycetes; Chaetothyriales; Herpotrichiellaceae.